AUGCUGCUACCUUUCCUGUGCUUCCUGUUCUUCACAAUCAAGCGCCAGCGCUUAGGCCAGGCACAUAUCGUAUGGAAGCAUGCUGGCUUUGUUUUCGGGGCGAAAAAGCAAAGGAGAUAUCGUUUUUGUGAGUCCGAAAACACAGAAGUUAGAAUGAAAAGACUCUUUAUCAUCGUGUUCGUUGGUGCUGCUGUCUGUUCUCCUUCUUCUAAAGGAACCAAAAGGGCGGAACUCAAUGUAAGCCCAAGAAAGGAAAUUCUCGCGAAGGCCAGAAAGUUUAUCGAUGAGAUGAAAGCGAUGCUCGACAAAGGUAAUGCGAUUGACAAUAAUAUCACGAGUGAAGGCGAAAGACUGAAAGCCCACCAGGCGCUGCAAAAACAGAAUCCAAAAGCGUACUACGUUUUAGGGGAAAUUCACAUGCAGUUUGCAGUAAGUGCGGCUGUAGCUGAUAAGGAAACGAUGAAGAAAAUUCGGGCGAAAGUUCGGGCUGAUGUCGCUAAGCUCUUAACUGGACUAAACGCAGCGUUAGAGAAAAAGAUUGACAUACUCGACGACAAAUCAAAGAAUUCCGUGGAAAAACUCAAGUCCCUUGCGAAGCUAACACAGGAGAGUCCGAAGAUGGACCACGUUCUGCAAAUCAUGAUUGGCAAACUUGACUAAUGAAGUAGUGAGUCUGCACAACUCAAUCGACAACGCAAUCCACUCGUGAAAGUGGUGUGUUUAAUAUAUGCAGAUGAUAAACAGAGA
This is a messenger RNA of Cylicocyclus nassatus, 747 nucleotides long. NCBI's taxonomy places the organism in Eukaryota, Metazoa, Nematoda, Chromadorea, Rhabditida, Strongylidae. The record is from the annotation of a GenBank genome assembly.